CGACUGCAUAAAUAUCUGCUUCCUCCUAUUGUAAACCGUCACUUUCAUACUUGCUUGAAUAUCCAACCAUGGCCGAUACCGAAGCGCUAAAGGACCCCGUCGCUGAACAACCCGCAGAGGGCGACGGUGCUCCCAAAGAGCCUUCUAAGAACGAGUUGAAGAAACGUGCAAAGGAGGCCGAGAAGGCGAAGAAAGCUGCUGAGAAGGCUGCCAAGCAAGCAGAGCUCGCAAAGCAGAAAGCAGAAGCUGAUGCAGAGGCAAGCGACUGCUCAGUCGGACUCUACGGCAAACUUCCUCUGAAUCAAUCGCAAACCCGACCAAAUAUCAAACGUGUCCAGAUCACCUCCCUCUCCCCUAAUCUCGAUGGUCAGACCGUCGUUCUUCGGGCUCGCAUCCAUACUCUUCGCGCACAAGGAAACAAGAUGGUCUUCUUGAAUCUGCGUCAGCGUAUUGAGUCCGUCCAAGCAUUGAUCACCGUCACGGAAGGCAAGGUGUCAAAACAGAUGGUCAAAUGGGCCGGUAGCUUGGGCAGCGAGAGCAUUGUGCUGGUGGAAGGUGUGGUUAAGACUGCGCCUGAGAUUAUCAAGAGCGCUACUGUCGGGAACGUUGAGGUCCACGUUAGCAAGAUUCACCUGAUCGCUGCGGUCGAGGGUCGACUACCGUUCUCGAUAGACGAUGCUCAACGUCCAGAGACUGAGGUCCAGGAGGCGGACGCUCAGUUCAGCCGCGUGCUCCUCGACACUCGUCUGAACAACAGGAUUAUUGACCUGCGAACACAAACCAAUCAGGCUGUAUUCAAGCUUCAAGCAGCCAUUGGCGCCCUGUUCCGCGAAUUCCUGGAGUCAAAAGGCUUUACGGAGAUCCAUAGUCCAAAACUGCAGGGCGCGGCAACUGAGUCUGGAGCAUCCGUCUUCAAAGUCAGUUACUUCAAAGGCAAUGCUUUCUUGGCCCAGUCACCUCAGCUCGCAAAGCAGAUGGCCAUCGCGGCUGAUUUCGAGCGCGUUUACGAGAUCGGGCCCGUCUUCCGUGCUGAGGAUUCAAACACGCACCGACAUCUCACGGAGUUCAUCGGAUUGGAUUUGGAGAUGACGAUCGAGGAGCAUUAUCACGAAGUCAUGGAAAUGCUCGACAGCCUCUUUAAGCAUAUGUUCAAAGGACUCACGGAAACGUACAAGCGUGAGAUCGACGCUGUCGGACGUCAGUUCCCCGCGGAGCCCUUUACAUGGAAAGAGGAGACCUUGAAGUUGACGUUCGCUCAGGCUGUCGACCUUUUGGUCGAGGAUGGUGUUGACAGGGCCGUUCUGGACGACAUCAACACCGAGAACGAGAAGAGGUUGGGCCGGCUCGUGAAGGCCAAGUACGAAACCGACUACUUCAUCAUCGACAAAUUCCCUAUGGAGCUCCGUCCGUUCUACACCAUGCCUGACCCUGAGAACCCAAAACUGUCGAACUCGUACGAUUUCUUCAUGCGUGGCGAAGAAAUCCUGUCCGGAGCGCAGCGUGUUCACGACCCGAAUCUCCUCGCAGAACAGAUGCGUGGAAAGGGCGUCGACCCCGCUUCCAUGCAAGGCUACAUCGACGCGUUCAGGAUGGGAUGUGCGCCACACGGUGGUGGAGGCAUCGGUCUCGAGCGUGUUCUGAUGUUGUUCCUCAAGCUCAACAACAUCCGUAGAGCUUCUCUCUUCCCAAGAGACCCAAAACGGUUGGAGCCUUGAUUCUGGUCAGAGUCGCUGUAUAAUUGGUUCGGUGAAUAGGUGGGCAGAGAGUGUAAACCGAGUACGAAUAACAACGAAGAUGUACAUUCAAUAUACUGUAUGUACCUGUCGGUAACUCGAUUCCUUCAUGAACAGUCGGACACCAGUGAG
Stereum hirsutum FP-91666 SS1 is the source of this 1865-nucleotide messenger RNA. Its product is annotated as aspartyl-tRNA synthetase. The coding region runs from base 69 to 1715 and encodes 548 amino acids. The transcript has 8 exons. Gene Ontology annotation, cellular component: cytosol; aminoacyl-tRNA synthetase multienzyme complex; cytoplasm. Gene Ontology annotation, molecular function: RNA binding; ATP binding; aspartate-tRNA ligase activity. The record is from RefSeq and is a predicted model, not a curated record. Gene Ontology annotation, biological process: aspartyl-tRNA aminoacylation. NCBI's taxonomy places the organism in Eukaryota, Fungi, Basidiomycota, Agaricomycetes, Russulales, Stereaceae.